AUGUCUGUGGAAUUGCAACCUCCUGAGCUGGGCUUCAAGCGCCCCUUCACCCACGAGGUCUCCCAGGUCCUCCGCCUCCACAACUCCAACAGCGAUCCUGUCGCCUUCAAGGUCAAGACGACCGCUCCGAAACAAUACUGCGUGCGCCCCAACUCUGGCCGCAUUGAGCCUGGUCGCGAUGUCGAGGUCCAAGUCCUCCUUCAGGCUAUGAAGGAAGACCCACCGCCCGAUGCUCGCUGCCGAGACAAGUUCCUCGUGCAGUCCGUCGCGAUCUCCGCCAGCAACGAGGCCCCCAAUGUCACGCAAAUCUGGCAGAACAUCGAGCAGAGUGCGAAGAGCUCUAUUCAAGAGAAGAAGAUCCGCGUCAACUUCCUGCCAGCCGACUCUUCCGCAACUCCUGGCGCAGGUGCAGCGACCAAUGGCCUGUCUCACCACGAUGACGAGCCACCAGCGUACUCUUCUCCUUCGCCAAUUGCCGUAACUCCACAGCGAUCUAGCAACCUGCCCGACUCAAAGAGCCCACCGCAAGAGUUCCACCAAGACCUCGGUCAGUCACAAUCGAGCCUCGGCGGCGCAUCUGCAGCUUUCGCAAGCGCUACUGGCCUUAACCAGGACGAUCUCCGACGUCAGCUCGAAGAGGCGAAGAAAACGAUUUCGCGGCUACAACAGCAGGCGGCAGAGCAGACCGGCCUCCGCCAGCGUAAGACGGACGGACAGGCGACGUCUGCCGAGAAGACACACCCAGCGAGCAUCCAGUCAGCACCACCAGCAGGAGGAGUGCCUAUCCAGAUUGUGGCACUGCUUUGCUUGUUGUGCUUCCUUAUUGCCUAUCUGUUCUUCUAG
Molecule: messenger RNA, 843 nt
Organism: Zasmidium cellare ATCC 36951
Lineage: Eukaryota; Fungi; Ascomycota; Dothideomycetes; Mycosphaerellales; Mycosphaerellaceae
Exons: 3
Coding region: 1-843 (280 amino acids)
Biological process (GO): endoplasmic reticulum membrane organization
Cellular component (GO): endoplasmic reticulum membrane; plasma membrane
Molecular function (GO): FFAT motif binding
Source: RefSeq, a predicted model, not a curated record